Molecule: messenger RNA, 1702 nt
Organism: Oncorhynchus masou masou (cherry salmon)
Lineage: Eukaryota; Metazoa; Chordata; Actinopteri; Salmoniformes; Salmonidae
Product: E3 ubiquitin-protein ligase RNF220-like
Exons: 14
Coding region: 1-1620 (539 amino acids)
Biological process (GO): protein ubiquitination
Molecular function (GO): metal ion binding; ubiquitin protein ligase activity
Source: RefSeq, a predicted model, not a curated record
AUGGACCUCCACUGGCCCACCUUCAAGAUGGACAGCUCCUCCUACCUGCCCGGUCCCCUGGCGUCCCCAGCCCUGAUGGUGCUGGCCUCCACAGCCAAGGCAGGCCGUGAUGCCUCCGUCCCCUGCCAGGCCCCGAGGUCCUUCAGGGCCCCAAUCUUUGAGAAGGACCUCCCCUUCCCCUCCGGCUCCUACACAUUUGCCUCCAUGUACAACCGUCAGAGGCCUAUCUCCGGCCACGGCUCCUUCCCUGCCAGAGACUUCCCUGCCUCCCUGCUCCACCUCCAUCCCCAGUUCCACCCCAACAACCUGGACUGCCCUUCCCUGGGGAUGCUCAACCACAUUGGGGUAGGGGCCUUCCGACCCUUCUCCUCCCCGCCUGAAGAGAGGGAGACCAGGGGUUAUCAGUCAGCCUUCACCCCUGCUAAGAGGCUCAAGGGCUGCUACACAGGUUCUGAGGGGAAGGUGUAUGAUUUUGGAGGAGGGUGUUUCCUCUCUGGCUCACCGGGAUCACUCAAGGCCACCGAGGAUUCUGGGAGGAAGUUGUUUACGGUGUCUGGACUACUGUCGGACAGAGAGGCCUCGUCUAGUCCUGAGGACCGUAAGGAACACUGUAAGGGUAAUGUCCUGUAUGACUCCCUGCCCCCAGUGUGUCCAGUGUGCCAUGCUGUGUUACCACCAGGUGAGCUACAGGAGCACAUGGAGCAGGAGAUGGGCAGACUGGCACAGUUACAAAUCAGUACUAAUUCAGUGCAGAGGAACCAUCCAUUCGGAGCUACUAAGACCCUCUCAAUAUCUCUGCACAUUAAAUGUGAGGGUGGGUCCCCCACCUCUCUCUCCUGCCCUCCUGAAGAGCCCCACACAGACAGAUACCAGACGUUUCUGCGUGUGAGGACAAACAGACAAGCAAGACUGAAUGUCAGGAUCGGCAAGCUGAAGAGGAGACCUUACGUGGGCCAGGACAUUUUGUUGGACCUGGGGGGGGAGGAGUGGAGUGAGCGGAGGAGGAUACGGAUGACAUCCAUACUGGGAGGGUGUGAAGGGUCGGUGUUUGUGAGCAGCAGCACGUCUAAGGAAGGCCGUGGUGACAGUGACACUGACCUGGACGUGGAUGGAGAUGACACUCUGCAGUAUGGAAGAGUACAAUGUACGGGGGCAGACAUCCCCUGUUCAGGGAAGGUUCCUGGGGAGGUGGAGGACAGGGAAGCACUGAGGGGGGCGGUUUUAAAUGGUGGUACACUGUCCAACAGAGUAACUCUGGAACAUUCCAAAUGGACAAAUGAGGGAAGUCCAUCCACUAGCAAUGGAGAGAGCAACAAACUGGAUAACAGCAUAGCCUCCCUACACAGGACCUGUAAAAAUAGUGACAUUGAUAUGGUCUCUGGGCUGACGACGUUGGAUUCACUAAGAAGUCGUAUACGGGACCUAGAGAAGCAGCUGUCCAGAGGAGACAGACACAACUGUCUUAUCUGUAGGGACACUUACACAACACCCCUCACCUCCAUCCAGUGCUGGCAUGCCCACUGUGAGGAGUGUUGGCUCCGCACUCUGGGGGCUAAGAAGCUGUGUCCACAAUGUAACACCAUCACUUCUCCUGGGGACCUGAGACAGGUAUUUUUGUGACUGGGCAGGGCCAGAGAAGCACAGACCCCUGAGGUGGCAGGACAUCUGAAGUAUUAACCUUUGACCUUUGAAGGGGACGUAA